Messenger RNA from Arabidopsis lyrata subsp. lyrata, 938 nucleotides. Its product is annotated as glutathione S-transferase F14. The transcript has 3 exons. Gene Ontology annotation, cellular component: cytoplasm. Lineage: Eukaryota; Viridiplantae; Streptophyta; Magnoliopsida; Brassicales; Brassicaceae. The coding region runs from base 145 to 909 and encodes 254 amino acids. Gene Ontology annotation, molecular function: glutathione binding; glutathione transferase activity. The record is from RefSeq and is a predicted model, not a curated record.
CAACUCUUAAAAGGCCGAAAGGUUAUUGAUUAUUAAUAUACUUUUGCAAUGGAUAUUAAUAUUUGGCAAUUAUAAAUAAGGAGAUCACAACCGGACUCAUCCACUCAAUAAUAACUAAGUUAGUAAAUAGACAAAGAAAUCAACAUGGCUGAUUCGAAGAUGAAGCUCCACUGUGGCUGGUUCUUUUUAAAUUCGGCAGCUCUCUUUGGUAUCAAUGAGAAAGGUCUAGACUUUGAGCUGGUAUUCGUAGAUUGGCUUGCUGGUGAAGCCAAAACCAAAACUUUUCUCUCUACUCUCAACCCAUUUGGUGAAGUCCCGGUUCUUGAAGAUGGAGAUCUCAAACUUUUCGGCGAUCACGGCAUCACGCGAUACCUAGCGGAGCAGUACAAAGACAUUGGAACAAAUCUAUUACCAGAUGAUCCCAAAAAGAGAGCAAUCGUGUCCAUGUGGAUGGAAGUAGAUACCAAUCAAUUUCUUCCUAUAGCAUCAACACUCAUCAAAGAACUCAUGAUAAAACCAUAUCAAGGUUUAGCCACCGAUGUUGCAUCAGUUCAAGAAAACCAAGAGAAGUUAUCAGAGAUUCUGAACAUCUACGAGACUCGUUUAGGCGAGUCUCCUUACUUAGCCGGUGAAAGCUUCACUUUAGCGGAUCUUCAUCAUCUUCCACUGAUUGAUUACUUGUUGAACACAGAAGAAGAAGAAUUGAAAAACUUGAUCUAUUCACGUCCCAAUGUAGCCGCAUGGGUCGAUAAAAUGAAGAUGAGACCAGCUUGGCUAAAAACAGUCGUCAUGAAAAAUCACAUCGUUGACUUGAUGAAGCAACGGCGUUUGCCUAUAAGGUUAGAUUCAUCGUGUCAUGAGUUAACUGUUGUCGCUCAGAAAACGGCGGUGGCAGUUGGGAACAAUUAAGUAAGCAUGAGUAAUAUGGGUCAAUUACU